AUGAGAUUGACAGAUGAAAGCAAGGCGUUUCAUUUUGGAGUAUAUUCUAUAGUGUUUCAAAUACCUUAUGGAAAAGUUACAAGCUAUGGUCACAUUGCUUAUCUUUUGAACAAGCCUGAGAACCCAAGACAAGUUGGUUCAUCUCUAAAGCAUUGUUCAUUUAUAAUUUCUCAGUUGAAUGAGAGCCUCGAUCCCAGUAAUCCGGAUUGGUUAGAUGUCAACGAAUUGCCCUGGUGGAGAGUGGUUCUGAGCAGUGGGAAAAUCUCGCCACGCGAAGCCAAUGGGCAGUAUGUGCAUAAGGAUAAACUACUAGAAGAGAAUGUUGCUGUUCUGCAAGGGCAUAUGAUUGACAUGGAUGAGUAUGGUUGGUUUCCAGAAGAUAUAAGUUACUGA
Candida dubliniensis CD36 is the source of this 393-nucleotide messenger RNA. RefSeq lists its product as uncharacterized. Lineage: Eukaryota; Fungi; Ascomycota; Pichiomycetes; Serinales; Debaryomycetaceae. Gene Ontology annotation, biological process: DNA repair. Bases 1 to 393 code for a protein of 130 amino acids. The record is from RefSeq and is a predicted model, not a curated record. The transcript has 2 exons. Gene Ontology annotation, molecular function: catalytic activity.